Juglans microcarpa x Juglans regia is the source of this 891-nucleotide messenger RNA. RefSeq lists its product as uncharacterized. Lineage: Eukaryota; Viridiplantae; Streptophyta; Magnoliopsida; Fagales; Juglandaceae. The transcript has 4 exons. Bases 1 to 891 code for a protein of 296 amino acids. The record is from RefSeq and is a predicted model, not a curated record.
AUGGAGCAAGUCAAUGCACUGAUAUUGAGCGAGACUCUUCAAAAGUUCGGAGAUCCCGACUCUCCAAAAGUUCAGAGAUCCCGACUCUCCCAAUAUUUCCAUUAUGAUCUUUGGGAUUGGGUGACCUCCAUCAUGCUACAGUUGGCAAACAGAUCAGUUAAGGUGCCGAGGGGUAUUGUUGAGGAUAUACUGGUCCAGAAGAAUGAAGCCCAGUUGAUUAAAGUCCUAAGAAAGUAUCAAGGCGCAAUUGGCUGGACAAUAGCCGACAUCAAAGGUAUUGAUGCUGCUAUUUGUACCCACAGAAUCCAUCUUGAAGAUGAUGCUAGACCGGUUCAUGAUGCUCAACGUAAGCUCAAUCCUACCUUGAAGGAAGUUGUCAAAGAGGAAGUGCUCAAGCUGCUCGCAGUGGGUAUCACCCCAUCUCAGACAAUAAGUGGGCGGUUUAUUCAAGGGUUCAGUUCUAUUGCAAAAUCUUUGUGUACUUUUUUACAAAAUGAUAUUGAAUUUGUUUGGACUGAUGAGUGCCAAAAAGCUUUUGAUACCCUUAAAGAAUCGCUUACCACUGCCCCCAUUAUGCAACCAUCGCAGUGGGACAUUCCCUUUGAAAUUAUGACUGAUGCAAGUGAUUAUGCGUUGGGUGCUGUUUUGGGGCAACAUGUGGAUAAUAGACCGUUUGUGAUUUAUUAUGCCAGUAGAACCUUGAAUGAUGCCCAGAAAAAUUACACCACUACUGAAAAAGAAUUGCUUGCAUUGGUUUUUGCACAUAAUAAAUUUCGAGCUUACAUUCUUGGUUCCCCUGUUACUAUUCUCACUGACCACUCUACUCUUAAGUAUUUGUUGAUUAAGAAAGAUGCAAAAUCACGCUUGAUUCGCUGGAUUUUACUACUUUAA